AUGAAAUCGAAGCUAUCAAGAAAAACAACUCAUGCCAACACCAAAUAAAUAAAAUAAGAAAUAACAAAUAACAAAUAAGAACAAUCGAUUAAUUAAUUAUAAAGAAAUAAAUAAAAUUCAUCUAGUAGAGCAAACCAAUCACAAACAAACUAGAAAGGUAUUUACUACAAAUCUAGUAAAUAAGAAAGUAUUUAAACAGUAAUUAGCACAAGCGAAAUUCAUAUUUGA
Tetrahymena thermophila SB210 is the source of this 228-nucleotide messenger RNA. RefSeq lists its product as hypothetical. The transcript has 2 exons. The record is from RefSeq and is a predicted model, not a curated record. NCBI's taxonomy places the organism in Eukaryota, Ciliophora, Oligohymenophorea, Hymenostomatida, Tetrahymenidae.